This is a messenger RNA of Pteropus alecto (black flying fox), 1170 nucleotides long. RefSeq names its product geminin coiled-coil domain containing (gene GMNC). Bases 1 to 1170 code for a protein of 389 amino acids. The transcript has 5 exons. NCBI's taxonomy places the organism in Eukaryota, Metazoa, Chordata, Mammalia, Chiroptera, Pteropodidae. Gene Ontology annotation, biological process: negative regulation of cell cycle; negative regulation of DNA replication. The record is from RefSeq and is a predicted model, not a curated record. Gene Ontology annotation, cellular component: nucleus.
AUGCAGGUUUGGGCAGACCCUACUUCUUGGCAUCGGCCAACUAGUCCGCCCCGCCCAGCCUGGCCGCUGCUCCUCGCGCGGGCCGAAACCGGUGUUCGCUCUGUUGGCCGGGACCGCGGGAUCACCGGCACCCCUGACUCCCCGCUGAUCCGCGGCGAGUCGGCACAGAACACCGUUCUGCCUUGCCAAGACCAGUACUUUGUAGGAGGCCAGAGCUGUAAUUGCCCGUAUUCCACUACAACGUCAGAAUCUAGUGUUGAUGUUUCCACGGAGACUUGGGUCUCUUUCUGGGCUACUGGUCUCCUGGACAACAAAGAGCCCCAACAAGCACCACAGGCACAGGAAUCAUCUAGUGACUCGAAUUUCCCCUUUCCUAACUCUUGUUCGUGGGAAGAGGCUCAACUUUCCUCUCAGCUCUACAGGAACAAGCAGCUCCAAGAUACUCUGGUGCAGAAGGAGGAAGAACUUGCUAGGUUACAUGAAGAGAAUAAUCACCUCAGACAAUACCUGAGUUCUGCUUUGGUUAAAUGUCUUGAAGAAAAGACCAAGAAAUUGUUGUCAUCGUAUGAGUUCUCCAAAGCAUAUGGAAAAUUCAGAAAGAGGAAGAGGAAACCCAAAGAACAAAGAUAUUUUCCUCCUGAGAUCCCCCAUCGCAAAAAUGCCAAGAGAAACCUCUCUAGUGAAUUUACUAACUGUGAAGAACAACCUGGGCCCCCUGUGGAUCCCUGGGUCCUUCAAACACUUGGGUUAAAGGACCUCAAUACCAUUGAUGACACUUCAUCAGCUAACUACAGUGCCCUCUCCUCUCAUCCCAGAAGAAUCACCAGCACAUUUACCCAGUUUCCAGAGGAUGUAAUUGAUUAUGAAAAUGCCCCCACAGAGGAUUUGCCAAUGGACUAUGGAAGUGACAUAACGAUCUCGUCUCACAGCACUGCCAGCCACAGGGACAAUUUUCACUUCCUUCCUCACUUUUCAAAUCCCCCAGGAGAGCUGCAAACUCUUCCUUACUAUACUUGUGAUGUGUCACCCAAUAAGACAGAGAUGGCAUUUUCCACAUCCCUGAGCCCUCAUUGUAAUGUGAAAACUCAUUCCUUCCACCAGGGACAAGCAUUUGUUCGUCGAGAUGAGGAAGGAGGCUGGAAGUUUACCUGGGUCCCAAAACAGUCUUAG